UUUCUUCUUUCUAUUUCUCACCAUUAGGCACCAUGGCCAUACAGACUGACUUUAUUCGACGAAAACUCGUGAUUGUCGGCGAUGGCAACUGCGGCAAAACUUCACUAUUAAGCGUCUUUACACAAGGCUACUUUCCAAGAGAAUAUUUCCCCACUGUUUUCGAAAAUCACGUUAAAGAUAUCGUCAUUGACGGAAAAGCGAUCCAGUUGGCUUUAUGGGAUACUGCAGGACAGGAAGAAUACGAGCGUAUCCGACCCCACUCUUACGUAAAAGCCGAUGUGAUCCUUAUUGCUUACGCCAUGGACAGUCCCGACAGCUUGGAAAACGUCGCGGCCAAGUGGAUCGAGGAAGUGAAUAAAGAAUGCCCAAAGGCUCCUGUACUACUGAUCGGUUGCAAGAAAGAUUUACGCGACGGUACUCAGGAUCCGUUGGCGGAAGAACACGUCGAAAGAGCGCGUUCCAAACAUACAGGUGAAGCGCGAUAUGUACAGCACAGUGAAGCAGAGGAAAUGGCAAGGAAUAUUGGUGCCACCAAUCAUCUUGAAUGUAGUGCCCUCACCGGCGAAGGGAUCGAUAAUGUGUUUGAGAUGGCCACAAGAGCCGCUCUAUUGAAUCGACCAGAAGAAAAAAGCAACAGUGGUUGCUGCAUCAUUCUUUGAUAGUCUAUUACAAUUUUAUUCCCAUCAACCACAUCUCGGAAACCUUGAUUUUCCUAUCUCUCUCUAACUCUCGCUAUCUCUUUAUACUCUUCGAAAUAAUUACCAUCUGAUUCAGCAAUAUAUGCUAUUUCUUAUCCAUGCUAUCCUAGCACCAUCUCCACCAUGCCAUCAACCCAACACUUGUUCCGUUCUGACGGUUUUUGUAGACCGUUCACUGUUGCAUCCCAAGCUCCCACUGACGUGAAUGAAUAUGGUUACAAGACCUAUUCGAUUGGACCAUGCAGUGCUAUUUUUGGGGUCCACAUUUUUUUGAUUCAAAAUAUUGUUACACAACAGAGAUAAAAAAA
This is a messenger RNA of Radiomyces spectabilis, 1006 nucleotides long. RefSeq names its product small GTPase superfamily. Gene Ontology annotation, molecular function: GTPase activity; GTP binding. The coding region runs from base 33 to 659 and encodes 208 amino acids. Gene Ontology annotation, biological process: small GTPase-mediated signal transduction. The record is from RefSeq and is a predicted model, not a curated record. Lineage: Eukaryota; Fungi; Mucoromycota; Mucoromycetes; Mucorales; Radiomycetaceae. The transcript has 7 exons.